CGAUGACUCUCGCCAGGAUCGGACAAGGUGCGCUCGCCGCAGCAGCGAGGCAGAGAAUCUGGAGCCCUAGACAGCCCGCGCUUGCUGCUGGCAGCUUGAGGAGCUACGCAUCGGGCCCGACGAGAAACACCCAGCAGCGCAAAGCUCCGACCUCGUCGUCGGGCUCCCCAUCCGUCGAGGAUGCUCAGGAGAUGGGCGCCAUGACAUCGGCUGCGGAUCUGCAUCCGCUCCCGUCGAGCGUCAAGGGCGCCGCUGCUCCACCCCGUACCGGCGGACCUCAACUUUCGGCCUCGGGCAACUCGACGGCGCCCGAGGACCUCUCUUCGCGGCCGGCUGCUCCAGGCCCCUCGGCGCCCGUCACGGACGCAUCCGUUGCGGCCCCGCACCUGGCGCGAAACGGCGGCAACGGCAACAGCUUCACGAGCUCGUCUGAUGACAGCUUCAACCAUGACUGGGCAACAUCGUUCCAGGGCAUGUCUACUCAGCCGUUUCCCAGAGAGGUGGCCGAGAUCCUCGAAGCGCCCAUCAACGAGGAAGACGUCGAGAUCAAGCCCGACGGGCUGCUGUACCUGCCAGAGAUCAAGUACCGGCGGAUUCUCAACCGGGCCUUUGGCCCAGGAGGGUGGGGUCUGGCGCCGCGGGGAGAGACAAAUGUGGGCGACAAGAUUGUCAGUCGAGAGUGGGCUCUUGUCUGCCUUGGUCGGUUCGUAUCGACUGCGCGUGGCGAGCAAGAGUACUUUGACCCAAGCGGCGUCGCGACGGCGUCCGAGGCCGCCAAGUCCAACGCCCUGAUGCGGUGCUGCAAGGACCUCGGCAUCGCCCAUGAGCUCUGGAGCCCGAGGUACAUUCGCAACUUCAAGGACCGCAUGUGCGUCGAAGUGUUUGUCGAAAACACAAAGACCAAGACAAAGCGCAAGCUCUGGCGAAGAAAGGACGGGCCCAAAUUUGAGUACCCUUGGAAGGAGACUUGAUCUACUUUCCGAAACGCAUGUAUAGACAAAAGCCACCGUUCAUGACGUUGCCCAAGUAAGGACAGAAGCCUUUUUCCAGAGAAUAUUUUGAAUCAAGAGAUGAAAUAGGAAGAGAGAGAAGAGCGUGUGUCUGUGCAUGUGUACAUGG
Molecule: messenger RNA, 1119 nt
Organism: Acaromyces ingoldii
Lineage: Eukaryota; Fungi; Basidiomycota; Exobasidiomycetes; Exobasidiales; Cryptobasidiaceae
Product: Mgm101p-domain-containing protein
Exons: 3
Biological process (GO): interstrand cross-link repair; recombinational repair
Cellular component (GO): mitochondrial nucleoid; mitochondrial chromosome
Molecular function (GO): single-stranded DNA binding
Source: RefSeq, a predicted model, not a curated record